ACUGACCGUGAGAAAAACAGGAGUUUACAGGAGAGGGAGAAUUAAGUGAUUCUCAGUCUUUUGUUAAGAUUGGUAGAAUGCAAACGUGAUAUUUAACAUUUAGUAUACAAACACUGAUAUGUCAGUCGGUUAUAGGGUGAUCAGAAGAUUCCAAAGGUAAAUGUUGAUCGUGCAAUGGAAACUAAUCGAAGGAUCACGCGCUCAGGGGUAUUGCUCAGGGUACUGAUACUGGCUGCUUUCACUGUUACCAUCACAGCUCAAAAACCUGCCCCAGAGGUCUUCACCUUGACGGUUCCUAAUGGUCCCAUUUUGACCCGGUUGAACGCCUCUGUCACUCUACCUUGUGAACUCUCACCUAUCUUCAAUGUUGAGCCAUUGGAGGUGCGCUGGUACCGGUCCGAGAACUCCAACAGACCUGCCUUGUUGUACAAAGAUCACAAGAUCCAGGAGGCCCCUGUGGACCCUCGGUACAGGGGCAGGGUUUCUCUAACUGGGGGGCUGGAGAGAGGGAACGUGUCUCUGACACUGGAGAGGGUGACGGUGGAAGACAGGGGGGAGUAUGUGUGCCAUGUCAGCAAUGAAAGGUGGUAUGAAAAGGCCAAUGUGUAUCUCUCAAUGAAUGUGACAGGCAGCGCACCAGUUCUCUCUGUGGCCAGUGGAGGAGGAGGUCAGGUGAACGUUACCUGUUCAUCAGAGGGCUGGUCACCACAACCUAAACUCACCUGGAGAAACAAAGAGGAGACCGAGAUAAAAAAUGAACAAGUACUCUUCACCUCAGAUUCUCAGGGCUUGUUGAGUGUCAGUAGUUGGCUGCUGUACCCUCCCUCAGACUCAGAUUGGCUCUCCUGUACAAUCUCUCUGUCUGAGGAAGAGAAGAGAGAGAGUAGAGUCCUUCCUCACAAACCUGGAGCCUGGAAAGAAGCUUUCAUUGUGACUUUGGUCCUGUCUCUGCUCCUUCUCAGUGCUCUGUCAACUGUGGUCUGCAUUCUGCUCAAACAUAGAGAUCAAAUGAAGCGUGAACAGAGUAAAUCAGAAACAAAAAAACUGUUUAAAGGGACAGAAAACAGUCUGGAGAAACAACCCGUCAAAGAAGGAAAGAAUCUACAAGAUUGGCAUCAGGUGAAAGGAUUCAAAGAGAACAUUACUAUGGAUGAAAACACUGCUCAUGGUACAAUUAGAGUGACUCAAGACGGAAAGACAGCUCAGUACAUCAAAGAAAAAGAAACUAUGAAAUCUUCCGAUCAAAGGCAUCCUCAUGUAUUGGCUAAUCAGAGUUUCAGAUCAGAACAACACUACUGGGAAGUUAAGGUGAGGGAUGAAACCGUGGAUAAAGCUGUGGGUGACUGUGGUUAACUGUCAUGGUAUGUUGGUGUGGCCAGAGAUAAUGCUAAGAGAACAUCUACAGUCGCUGUAACACCUCUUCAUGGAUUCUGGACUCUCUUUUAUGAAGAAGGAAAGGGUUUCCAUGUCAAUACUGACCCUCCAACCUCAGUACAUGUGAGCGAAGAUCUCUCUAUGGUAGGAAUGUUUCUAGACUGUGACAAUCAAUCUCUGUCUUUUUAUAAUGUUGAUACAGAGUCACAUAUCUACACUUUUUGGAAUGUGGUGACAUCACACAAGUUUACUCCUUUGUUCAGCCCUGGACAACAUGACCCACACCCAAUAACAAUAUUGAAUGAAAACUAAGAGAUGAGGGUUAAAACAUGUCACAUGAGACAUGUCCAACAAUACUGCUCUUCAAUAGAACAGACAUGUUGAAGACAGGAACACGUGGUCAGAGAUAUAAUUGUAUACCUGAGUGUUAUUUAGUGAUGCUCAGGUGUAUAUGGUUUGUCGUCUGAGGCACAAGGGUAAUCAAAACAACUACAAUUGUUCAACUUGUUGCUACUUGUAGUGAGAUUAUUGAUGUACACUGUAAUUCAACUGUAAUAAAAGCUAGCAGUAUCAUAUAUUCUUUAAUUCUGUUGAAAGCUUUUUAGAUAACGAUGUUAAAAAUGUAAUAUGCUUAAAUAAAUUAAUAUCAAGAGUACAAGACUGA
This is a messenger RNA of Salvelinus namaycush (lake trout), 2038 nucleotides long. Its product is annotated as butyrophilin subfamily 1 member A1-like. The transcript has 11 exons. The coding region runs from base 175 to 1353 and encodes 392 amino acids. The record is from RefSeq and is a predicted model, not a curated record. NCBI's taxonomy places the organism in Eukaryota, Metazoa, Chordata, Actinopteri, Salmoniformes, Salmonidae.